AUGGCACAGAAUAGCAGCGCCAUGACGCGCUCUGCUCGAGGUGAUGAUGCCACCUCCACCCUCCUCGCCACGGACUAUGUCCGUCAAGCUCAUGCCGCAGGCCGUCACACCACCAGCCUCGAUGAUUCGAGAGCUCAAGACAACGCCAUCCAAGCUCAGCGGCCUCGAAACAGUCCCGAUCCCAACAGUGAGGGCUCUGCUGUUGACGUCGUUGAGGGCAGCACAGUCCCAGAAGAAGGCAAUGGAGAGGGCGGGGAUAGCGAGCAGGAGGAGGUCGUCGUCAAGGAUGAGGUUGAGGGCGAGAACAUGGAGGACAUGGAGGAAGAGGAGGAGGAGAUUGUGGUUCCUGUCGAGGAAGAUGACUCGGAAGAGGAGUCAACUAUCGAGGUCGCGGCCCAGCCUCAGGCUCCUCCAUCAGCUGCUACCGCUGCGCAGCCGGCACCUCAGGUGGCAGCUCCUCCUGGGGCUGGCCCUGCGCCGCCGCUCCCAAACCAAGCUACAUUCAGGACUGCUGAUGUGUUGAUGCUCGAGCACUGGUACGACUUCUGGCAUAGAGGUCAUGGUACAUGGGUCGCUGGACUGCCACCGUUGACAGCCGAUCGCCAGCGAACGGGUGUGCGAGGACCAAAUGCUGGCGUAUGGCUCGCUGCCAACCGUCGUUAG
Molecule: messenger RNA, 663 nt
Organism: Zasmidium cellare ATCC 36951
Lineage: Eukaryota; Fungi; Ascomycota; Dothideomycetes; Mycosphaerellales; Mycosphaerellaceae
Exons: 3
Coding region: 1-663 (220 amino acids)
Source: RefSeq, a predicted model, not a curated record